Messenger RNA from Dunckerocampus dactyliophorus (ringed pipefish), 1521 nucleotides. RefSeq names its product mitochondrial ribosomal protein S22 (gene mrps22). Lineage: Eukaryota; Metazoa; Chordata; Actinopteri; Syngnathiformes; Syngnathidae. Gene Ontology annotation, cellular component: mitochondrial small ribosomal subunit. The coding region runs from base 26 to 1045 and encodes 339 amino acids. The record is from RefSeq and is a predicted model, not a curated record. The transcript is spliced from 8 exons. Gene Ontology annotation, molecular function: structural constituent of ribosome.
UGGCACAAGAAGAAGAACAGCAAAGAUGGCGGCGCACGGUACAGUGCGGUGCUUAUUCCGUGGCUGUUUUGGGGUGAAACAUGUUCAGAGAAGCAAAAGCUUCUUGGUUAAAUGUAACAGCAGGACUUUCUGCAGCGGCGGUCAAGAAAAUGUCCAAAACAAUAAAAAACCCCAGUUCACAGAUCCAGUUGUGCAGGACAUCCUCAGCAGGAUAACAGGUCUGGACCUGCACAAAGUGUUCCAUCCCGUUAAACAGGAGCUGAAGCCACCUACUUAUAAACUCAUGACAGACGAGCAAUUACAGCAGGCAGUGAAGUCAGCUGAAGAGAAGGCCAAGAAGCUGCUACGAAUGCCACCUGUUUUACCGGAGAGAAAGCCAAUCAGUGAUGUACUGUCUGUGGACAGGGUCCUGGAUGGCAUGGACACAGCCAAAUAUGUCUUUACGGACAUAACCUACAACAUUCCACAGAGAGAAAGGUUCAUUAUUGUCAGGGAGACUAACGGGACUCUAAGGAAAGCAACGUGGGAGGAAAGAGACCGCCUUAUUCAGGUGUACUUCCCGAAAGAUGGACGCAAAAUUACCAUACCUCUCCUGUUUAAGGAGGAGAACCUAAAGAUGGUGUUCUCUCAGGACCGACACAAGGAUGUGUUGGACCUGUGCCUGGUCCAAUUUGAACCUGACUCAUCACAGUACAUCAAGGUGCACGCUGCCACCUAUGAGGAUCUGGACAAACAUGGGAAAUAUGAGCUGCUUCGCUCCACCAGGCACUUUGGAGGCAUGGCCUGGCACCUGAUCAAUGCACGCAGGAUCGAUGGCCUCAUCGUGGACAUGCUGAAAAAGGAGUUGGUGCAGGAUGCAGUGAGCCUUGUAUCUCUCUUCCACCUCGUACACCCUCACAGCGAGUCAGCCCAGGAAGCCUCCAGGCAGCAGGCCACGGGCACUGACCUCCUCACGAUCUACUCCCAGAACGAGUCCCAGAGGUCAGGCUACAUUGAGCUAGCCCUGCAGGCAUAUCAGGCUGUGGGUAAGAGCGCUUCUGCUUGACUGGCCUACUCCCACUCGGCAUUCUGCAAAUCCACAAAGAAAGAUAAUCAAAACCUGAAGGACAGGAAACAGAGGUUCAACUUUGAUAGAUCCUGUGUUGUUGCUGAGUUGUUUUAAGGAGACGCAGUACAUUGUAUCCCAUUGUGUUUGAAGUUUGCAUCCUGAAACUGUCUUUGUAAAUGUGAUGGGAUAAGUGUUUUCCCAAUCAUUAUGUUGGGGGGGUGGGUAAUAUGUAUUUGCAAUGUUUGUCGAGACAGAAGGAUGCCACGAGAGUAGACAAACCUCUGCAAUCGGCUGCAAGGAGAUCUUGAAGCCUGCAUAUGGAUCUUGAUAAUUACGUCAGAUGUUUGACUUCCCCUAUUCUUAGUCAUAUUUCAUCAUACACCAAACAGUCGAAUGCUUUUGAACACAAACGCAUGCUGUAUCCACACAGUACAGUCUAGUACUAGCACUCAAAUAAAAUCAAUAAUUCUUUA